Messenger RNA from Phyllopteryx taeniolatus (common seadragon), 2668 nucleotides. Its product is annotated as polyhomeotic-like protein 2. The transcript is spliced from 7 exons. The record is from RefSeq and is a predicted model, not a curated record. Gene Ontology annotation, molecular function: protein binding; zinc ion binding. Bases 360 to 1187 code for a protein of 275 amino acids. Gene Ontology annotation, cellular component: nucleus; PRC1 complex. NCBI's taxonomy places the organism in Eukaryota, Metazoa, Chordata, Actinopteri, Syngnathiformes, Syngnathidae.
ACCGGAAGUGGUGCCUGCUUGGCGGUUUGUUGUUGUUGUCCGGCGUGAGGCACGCGCACGUACAAGCCCGUACAAGUGUUGUCGUGCAGAUUUCUGUCCCAUCGGAAGAGUUGCAUUUGACUUUUAAUGCACUUUGAGGCCAUGAACAGUUCGAGACGAUGAGCUAAUCUGGGCCGCAGUUCGCUCGGCUGGGCUCAGAUAAGUGUUGGCGGAGGAGGGACGGUGAGUGAAUGAAACGUCGCCCGCAGCAGUGGAACAAAGGGGUCCUCUUCCCUGGACCUCACCAUUGUUUAACCCGGAGCGAGGGCGCCUCUUUCCCCAAAGUGGUCCGAAGGUAAGGGGCAUCCUGUGCUCCAGUCAUGACCGCUGGGAAUGGCAAUACAAACAGUAGCCGAUACAGAGGAGAGAGCAAGCCAGCCCAGACCGUAGUUAAAUCCCACAUCCUGACCCAUUUAAUAGAGGGCUUUGUUAUCCAGGAGGGUGCUGAGCCUUUCCCUGUGGAACGUCCUUCUUUCUCAGUUGAUUGCCUCAGAAGACACACGUCUGACUCAAGAAUGAAUGGGCUUUCAUCAAAGGAUUUAAAGGCUCACCAAGAGCCCAUGCUUACCUGUGAGCUUUGUGGCAAGGUGGACUUUGCGUACAUCUUCAGAAGGUCCAAGAGGUUCUGUUCGACACUAUGUGCGAAAAGAUACAAUGUAGGAUGCACAAAAAGAAUGGGUCUCUUCCCAAACCGCAAAUCUACCACUGAGGACAUGAAGAAACAAAGAGGACUGAACGAAAACAACAAAAACUCCAGUUUGGAGUCAAAAGACAAGACGUCUUCCUGCGUGCGGAAGUCUGCUGGUCACAUGACUCACGCCGCACAGGGAGAAUCGAGCCAAUGUUCAGACUUAUCCAGCUAUAAACCAGACCUGCCCCCUCUCUCGGCCCACCAGUGGGGGCCUCGAGCGCAAGGCACUGAAGUCCCAACGGACCCCAGCCAGUGGAACGUGGACGACGUUUACGUUUUCAUCUGCUCUCUGCCAGGUUGUCUGGAGAUCGCGGAAGGCUUUCGUUCGCAAGAGAUCGACGGUCAGGCUCUGCUCCUGCUGAAGGAGGACCAUCUCGUGGGGGCCAUGAACAUCAAACUGGGCCCCGCGCUCAAGAUCGCUGCCCAAAUUGGCAUGCUCAAAGACAAAGUUAAUUGACAAAAUUACGUCACAAUGACGGCGAUUUCAAAUCCACCUGUUUUCCAAGCCUCAUGCCAUAGCUCAUCUCUCAUGCAUGCAUUUUAUAUUUAAUCUUUGGUGCAGGGAAUGAGUCAAAAUGUUACAUGGCGCGUAAUACUGUACGCGGGUACUUUCAAGAAGUCCUUUGUUUCACAGUAGUUAAAAGGUUAGAUUGUCACUUUUUUGCUAUAAAACCAGUGAUGAGCAGCAGCAGUUUUUGAGCCUUUCAACAAAAUGCAGAAUAGCUGAAUUUUUUUUUUUUUUUAGAGAGACGCAAGAGUUUGUGUUGAUAUUUUGCAGAGCUUUUCGUAUGGUUUGUAGGCUGACAGACCCACAAUCCCUCACCAUGUAUUUUAUACAACACAUGCAUUAUUAGCACAGCGAACACAUUCUUGCAAAUCCUUUUAUGACGUUGGUGGUGUGUUUUCCAAGCCCAUCGAUACAGCCGUUUGUGUAGGACACUGUUAUAUAUGUUUACCCUUGAUUUGUCUCAAGAGCUGUUCAAUUCCAUCUAUCUUUUUAUGCCAACCGGAGUUAAAUAUUCCAGCCAAGAAACUAUAAUAAUCUCCUAACGGCGGUGCAAAUGAUUGACAACACCCCUCGCUCACACCUUGUCGCUCUACUCUCUGAUUGGCUGUUCUUGUUGCACAAUGACACAUUUUAAAUAAUUAGUUAGAGGCAUAUAAUGGGGCCAGAUGGAUGAUUUUUUCUAAAGAUUAAUAAUACAGUGGAACCUUGGUUCAUGAACGAUUUUUUUUAAAUAAAAAUUACCUCGGGUUACACACUUUUUUCUGUUUAUGAACAGUCUUGGCACAGCCGGAGAAAGAUCAGAACUUUGUGCUUUUUCCCACGCUGCAUAAAUAUCAUUGGCUCCGUGCUUCGGAUAUCUUUGUUUUUUGCCUAAAAUGGCCGCCACAUCCCGCAAAGCAAUGCAAAAGCUGCGCUGCAUUAUGGGAGGUGGUGGCCAUUUAGGGCUAUCAGUAACCACAGUGAACAUCAACAUUGCUCUACCCGAAAAGGCUAAGACACUGCAAAGUGAUUUGCUAGCGAACAGUUAUUAUCAUAAAUUGUGUUCUCCGCUAUUUCUAUAUUGCUUUUUAACCACACAGUGAUCAAAAUAAGGUAAAUAUAAUGUCAGUCUGGAUGAAUUGCAUUUACAUUCAUUUUAGUGGGAAUCCUUACCUCUGUUUGCGAAUGUUUAAAUUUGAGAACAGGGUGAUGGAACAAAUUAAUUUUGUAACCCGAGGUUUCACUGUAUUCUAGUGUCAGGUCAUCCAGACCGUCCGUCUAACGUAUGACAAAACUUUUUUUUUUUUUUGAACUGCAAACUUCACUUUUAAAUACAUUGACACUAUUCACACAGCAAUCUGGGAUUUAAACUUAGCAUUUCACUGAAUUGAUUCCAAAACAUUACAUCUUGAACAUGUUUAUGUAUUUUAUUAAAAAUAAUAUUUUCUUCA